AUGCGAAAAGCUAAUAUUGAUGCCUAUAUUAUUUUUGCUGGUGAUGAACAUGGUUCCGGCUAUACCGAAGCGGCGGAUAAAAAACGUGACUGGCUAACAGGUUUUCAAGGCUCAGCUGGUACAGCCGUGGUAACAACCGAUAAAGCAGCAUUAUGGACAGAUAGUCGUUAUUUUCAACAAGCUGAAGAACAAUUGGAUUGUAAAAAUUGGUUACUAAUGAAAGAUAGACAAAAAGAUGUACCAACAAUUAAUAAGUGGUUAAUUUCUGUUCUUACCGCUACAAGAAAGAACGUUGGUGUAACAACUCGCUUUGCGACCGUAAAUUGGUGGACAACUGCAUUAGAUGAAUUGCAGAAAAAUAAUAAUAUAACACUGGUAAGUGUUGAUGAUUUGGUUGUCAAGAUUUGGACAAAUCGACCACCACUUUCAACCCAACCUAUCGUCAUCCAUUCCUUCAAAUAUGCCGGUGAAGAUAUCAAUAGUAAAUUGAACAAAACAAGCGGUGAAUUAAGACGAGUUAAUGUCCAAUCAGUUAUUAUUAGUGCGCUUGAUGAAACUGCUUGGCUAUUUAAUUUGAGAGGAAAAGAUAUUCCAUAUAACCCAUUUUUCAAAUCUUACGCUAUUGUACAUGUUAAUUAUUCCACCGAUAAACCGGAACUAUUUUUAAAUGUUAGUCAAUUAGACUCAGAAGCACGAACACAGCUAGAUGCUGCUGGAAUUCGAUAUCAGAAUUAUAACAUGUUUUGGACGCGCAUAAAUUCAACUAUAGAAAAUUCAACGAUUAAAAAAAUUUUGAUUAGUUCAAAAGUUUCGGCAGCCAUUUAUAGUGUAAUUCCAAACGAGAAGCUAUCACUUCAAAAUUCACCAGUACAACGAAUAAAAGCAAAAAAAAAUCCGGUAGAAAGACAAGGAAUGAGAGCAUGUCAAUUACGUGAUGCUGUGGCAAGAAUGAAACAUCUCGGUUGGCUCGAAAAACAAUUAAAUAAUAAUAUAAAGAUAAAUGAAACAGAAUCAGCCGCAAAAUUAUUAGAAUAUCAAAAAUUACAAGCCGAAUUUCAAUAUCCAAGUUUUUCAACAAUUUCAGCCGCGGGUGAUCGAGCAGCAGUUGUUCAUUAUUCACCAGUACCCGAAACAGCAAGAGAAAUAAGAAAAGAUCAAAUUUAUUUGUUAGAUGCAGGUGGCCAAUAUUCUGAUUGUACGACAGAUAUAACACGAACACAUCAUUUCGGUCGACCAACAACAUUAGAACGUCGAGCAUAUACUCGGGUAUUGCAAGGAGUUGUUGAUUUAGCUUCAACAGUAUUUCCUGAAAACACAUAUGGGCGGUCACUGGAUCAUUUAGCCCGAAUGCAUCUUUUUAAAGACGGAAUGAUUUACGGUCACGGUACUGGUCAUGGUAUUGGCCAUUAUCUAAGUGUUCAUGAAGGCCCGCAAAAUAUUGCGGAUCAGUAUAAUCAGUAUGAAGAACCUCUUGCUGAAGGCAUGUUUGUUUCCGAUGAACCGGGCUUUUACAAAAACAAUGACUUUGGUAUUCGAAUUGAAAAUGAUGUCGAAGUUGUUGUGGCUAAUAAUAAAAGUAAUUAUACCCAAACCAGAUUUUUAAAAUUCAACACAAUAACCAUUUUACCGUAUGAGCGAUCACUCAUUGAUACAAGCUUGUUGACAAAGGAGCAAAUUCAGAUUAUCGAUGAAUAUCAUUCAAGUGUUUAUGAUCGUUUAAAAGAUUCACUGGGAGAUGAUACAGAUGCUCUUUCAGCCCUACAGACACGAACAAGUAAACUUGAACCAGAACCACCAACAUCAGUAGCACCAACACAACCAACAUCAGCAGCAAUAACGACAGCACAUACUUUAAUUCAGACAAUGUUAAACAGCAUAUUGACGAUCUUAUUCAUUAUCAUUUCUAUUUACCUCUUCUAA
Messenger RNA from Didymodactylos carnosus, 1920 nucleotides. The record is from the annotation of a GenBank genome assembly. Lineage: Eukaryota; Metazoa; Rotifera; Eurotatoria; Philodinida; Philodinidae.